GUGUAUCAGCACGAAAAUGAUUUCUCUGUGAGCUACAAGAAUAAGAUGGAAAUUUUCUUGUUAUCUUCCUGUUUCCUUGCUCUGAUUGUAUCAGCGAGCUCUUUGCAGACCUCAAAAGGACAAUCACCACAUAAUGAGGUUGCUUUCGCCAAUUUUCUUGCUCACGAAGGCUCCUAUUUGAACAUUACAUAUGUUGGGAAAGAACUGGUCCAACACUCCUUAGAGUGUGCUUUUAAAUGUCUCUAUGAGGAUCCAUGUUUGUCCUUCAACCUGGCAGAUUUGGCUGAUAACAUCGAAAAUCUGCUAUGUGAACUGCUUCCAUCGGAUAUUUUCACCCAUUCAGACAAGUUCAUUAUCAACCAUUCUUGGUAUCACUACAGUAUUACGUCUCCAUGCUCGAUAUCGCCCUGUCAGAACAAAGGGACCUGUGUACCUCUGUAUCGGACAAACAGUUACAAGUGUCGCUGUACGGAAGCAUAUACAGGAAGACACUGCGAAAGAGUUAACAAUGACUGCACGUGUUCAUCAGGACCAGAAGGAAAACAGCGGUGUAAUAUAGAGUACCUCAUGGUGUUUCCGGAGCCGCGUUCUACAGAAAAUUAUGCCAUGAAGAAUCCAGCCAUAGCCUCAGAUCUCAGCCAGCUGUCAGUGUGUUUUUUUAUCAAACUUAUUGCAGACCAAGGGGAUCAGUUUGUCAUUACCUAUGCCAUUCAACAAGAAGACAAUAGCAUUUUGGUCGCAAUUAAUCCAACCCUGUAUCUGGUAGUUGAUGGUAAUAGAUUCAGGUUUGAGGCGAGAAAUCUUUACAAUGAUACCUGGAAACACUUGUGUCUCACCUGGGAAAACAGUCAAGGAGUAGCAAAACUCUAUAGAGAUGGCAAAGUUAUAGAACAGAAAACGAAUACUAACAGCAAGAACGCUAUCGUUAAAUCUGGCGGCGCUCUGGUGCUUGGACAAGAGCAAGACUCUGUUGCCGGAGGUUAUGACCCUAAGCAAACUCUUCACGGCCGAUUGGCAGGUGUCAACGUUUGGGAUAAAGUUCUGUCCGAAAGCGACAUUGCCGCCCAGUACACAAGUUGUAGCAUACCUCAUGGUUCUGUUCUGAAAUGGUCUGCAUUCAAAAAUCUUACUCAUGGCAAUGUCACAGUUGAAGAGCCGUGA
Molecule: messenger RNA, 1161 nt
Organism: Stylophora pistillata
Lineage: Eukaryota; Metazoa; Cnidaria; Anthozoa; Scleractinia; Pocilloporidae
Product: C-reactive protein
Source: RefSeq, a predicted model, not a curated record